AUGAAUGGCCUGCAUCCCAAGAUAACUACCAGUUGUCGGGUUUAUUUACUGCAGAUUAUUCCGAAACAGCCGUCGUUUGGUGCCAAGCCUGCGUUGGUGGCUUGGCCGCUUGGCCACAGUACGUCACAGGGCGGAACCGCUGGGCGAGGCCAGAAUCACGCCUACAACAGCACGCGAGGUCCCCGGCUCCCAACGGAUCUCACCACUUGCAUCAGCGCACCGUCGCUGCCGUUCUCUGGCUCAUCAGCUUUGACUAUUAUCCGAAAUACCCUGCGCCUCCUCCGCCUAACACCGGCCGAUUACCAUAUACGAAACCGAUACAGUGGCUGGGCCACGCCGCGCCGCCGGGCUCGGAACAUUCGCGUUCGCUCAACGGAAAUGGAGCAACCGCCUCUCGUGCAGCUGGCCCCCAUCGCCAACUUGGGAGGAUGGUACAACCUCUCGACUUGGGCCACCAACAUGACUCGCUAUGUGCCGUCCUUUGACGAUCUGGUCUGGGCAGGACCCCGAAUUCUCGAUAAGCUCGGUUCCUACCUCGCCUUGGCCGACCAGCCUAAUCUUGCGCCUAAUGCCGACACCGGGCUGCUCGGGACCACGUCUACUGCCGCAUAUAACAUCAUGGACAGCAAUACGUCACCCGCCGCCGCGGCUGCACAUGAUUCACCAGCAUUUCUAUCCUUCGAAAAUGCACGCAACUUGGGGAGUGUCUUCUCCUACGCUACCAGUCGAUGGGCCAUGUCGUGCAUCGCCAUGGCCCUCAUACUAAACCGAACACAUAUUUUCGCUGCCACUCGUCGCAGACUACGUCUUCAAUGGAAACUGAGGUUGCUUCUUCGCUUCUUCCCCAUCGUCUUCCUCAUCAUGCAGGUUCGCCGUCUACUCAUGUCGAUGCAGUGCCAGACCUCGGCCGACUUUGCUGAGCUUCGAUGGGGAGAUCCCACCAAGCACUCGCGCUUUUUACAUGCGCAUUCAAACCAUUUUUUGAAUAGCCUGAGCUCUGCUCUACUCUUAGGUGCAACUGAUGAACAGUCCUGUGCAGCUGUUCAGAUGAUUCCGGUAGCGGGCCAAGCCACGUCCACAUUGGUUGGCUCCCUGUCAGUUAUGUGGCCUUUGUUUGCUACAUUCUGCUUGAGCCACUUUAUCGAAACCGUGUCUUGUGCAGUUCAAGGCAGGACACUCUCGGCGGAAACCGGCAUGACGCUGUUCGAGCAAUCGCUCGCCUUUGCGGAAGCCGAUGCUACGAUCAGUAACCAGCUUGCACAACUCAAUUGGGAGUCCAGGCCACAAGCAGGAUCAACUGGCUCUACAGCCAGUACCGGUGCAGUCGUUAAUCUGCUAACGAAGUCAAUGUUGAUAAAGCGAGUCAACACACCCCCGGAGGUGCUACUCGUCGCCUUUUUAUCUGCCAUGACACAUCUCACGAGUCAUUUCCUGGGCCUGUUUGAUCUACAGGCCAAGUUUCGACUCGUCAAUACUGGUUUCUGGGGUAUUUGCUUCAUGGGGAGCAUCGUUUGGAGCGCUUUCUCUUUUGACCUCGACGAUUCCGCUUCCCAAGGCCUCUUGCGCUUUCCUACCGUUUGUAUCAUUGGCUUCGUGCCUCACGUUCUGGUGUUCGUCGGCAUUGUGCUUUGUUUCAUCAUAUACGGCCUCGCUCUACUGCUAUCCGCACUCUCUCCACCGCCCAACCAGGAGCGUUCUUCCAUGUCGUUUAGACAGCGGCUCAUCUACGCUCACGAAAACAUGCAAGCAAACGUUUCCUUUGCGGAAGUUAGAAUCACGAGAGACAUGGAUUUCUACACGGCUCUUCUACGUACUGGUUUUGCCGCCAUCACAAUGGCUAGCGAAGCUGUCUACUUGAAUGAAGACAACGGUGUGAACUUGAAGCGCCACACAUGGCUUGAAGAGGCUAGAUAUAGAGAAGCCGAAGAGAUGCAGAGGCAGUGGGUUGGACUUGGCCAUGCUAGCUCACAGUAUGACCGCAUUGGAGCCAUUGGACUUAUUCCUGUCAAAGAUGGCCCGAUAUUGGCACCAAAUGGCUAUGCUCGGGAAAGGGCUGCACAAAAAGUGCCCAAAGGGCGAGCGGAGCGCAGUUUCCGGGCUGGUGUUGGUGCAGCUGAUAGAAGCUCCCGCUGGGUGAUGGCACUCGACUUUUUCCUCAGCAUUAUCAGACUGUCCUGUCGUGUCUCUGCCCUGUUGAUUCUAUGGCUGCUUAAGCUAGUCCGCGUCAGACAACCUGGCUGGCUGCUGAGACUCGCAGGUAGACCAGAGUCCGUCAAGGAGGUCCAAAAACCAACCUCAACAAGCCAACAUGCAACCCGCACCAUCCCCAUCAGCCGCGAAGGCCGCUUCUCCAGGAGCGAAGGGAUCGACGUCGAGGCUGAGUUUCGCCGCAUCGGGCACAAUGGCAACGAAGAGAACUUGGACAAAGACUUGUACAGUUACUUUGUGGAAGGAGGCUGGUGGGGUUCCGGGGACUCCAGCGGUGAUUACACCCCCAACUAUGCCGACGAGGAUGAUUGGGACGCCACCAGCGUCAUUUCCCAGUCGACAUCGGCCGACGAGAGCGAUGGCGAAACGGACAGAAACCCGUGGGAGCCGGCUGACGCUGAUGACGACGAUGGCCAACGGACGCCCACGCAGCGAGCGUCUCGCCGGACACGUGAAAACACGCCGAUGGCCGACAGCCCGAUGGGCAUGUCCGAUCUAGCCCGCCUCCUACGGCCCACCAACCGGGAGGAGCGCGAGGAGGCCACCACGCUCGCGGCGCACCUGGUCAGCGACGGCGUCAUGACGCGCGGCCGCUUCCGCCGCCUCGAGCACCUCCGCAGAACUAGCAUCCUGACGAGCCCGCGCCGGCCGCCCACCGCCUCGGACAUUGCCACACCUGCACCUCUGCCCGCCUCGUUGUCCGCGCCCCAAGCGCUCACCCGCGACAUCCGCACCAAACUCGACCCGGACGAGGAGGAGACGCUACUCGAGCAGCUGCUGCUGUCGCGCCGCGAGCAGGCCCAGUCGCCGCCGCAGACGCCGACUAGGAGAGGCGCCGCCGCCGGGGCGUCGUCAGACAUCAUCACCAGCACAGGCGCCGAGGAACAGGGCCCGUUGUGCGUCGUCUGCCAGAGCGCCGCGCGCACUAUUAUCGUAUGGCCCUGCCGUUGCCUUAGUCUAUGUGAUGACUGCCGCGUGUCUCUGGCUAUGAACAACUUUGACAAGUGCGUCUGCUGCCGUCGCGAUGUUCUGAGCUUCAGCAGGAUCUACGUCCCGUAA
Molecule: messenger RNA, 3267 nt
Organism: Cordyceps militaris CM01
Lineage: Eukaryota; Fungi; Ascomycota; Sordariomycetes; Hypocreales; Cordycipitaceae
Product: ubiquitin-protein ligase (Asi3), putative
Exons: 2
Coding region: 1-3267 (1088 amino acids)
Biological process (GO): protein ubiquitination; ubiquitin-dependent protein catabolic process
Molecular function (GO): ubiquitin protein ligase activity
Source: RefSeq, a predicted model, not a curated record